This is a messenger RNA of Aethalodelphis obliquidens (Pacific white-sided dolphin), 3188 nucleotides long. RefSeq names its product mitochondrial nucleoid associated protein 1 (gene MTNAP1). The coding region runs from base 466 to 2142 and encodes 558 amino acids. Lineage: Eukaryota; Metazoa; Chordata; Mammalia; Artiodactyla; Delphinidae. The record is from RefSeq and is a predicted model, not a curated record. The transcript has 6 exons.
GACGAAUGUGGCGACAAGAGGAGAGUGGGGGGAGGGCUUCCUGAAGCCGAAGGUUCCGCCCCCUUAGGCACCCCAGCGGCUCCGGCGCCUGGGGCUGGGGGGCUGCGGGGCUGCGGGGCUGCGGGGCUGCGGGGAGGCCCCAACCAGGAAGCAGCAGGACUGCUUUCCUGAAAACGUUACGGGCAGGGGGGUACGCUAGAUAGUACUGCUGGGGGCGGGGAAGUCCGCUGGAGAGCGCAGGAGCGGCGGGCGAAGAUUAUCCUAACUUUGAGGUCCGCCCUGUGCCCAGGAGGGUGGUCAAGUCUGCUUUCUGGAACACCGAGGUAGCACUGCCCUCCCUACAGAGGCCGACAUUAAAAUCGCAACUGGAGAACGGAGAGCGAGGCCUGCUCAUCCAGGAGAAACAACCGCAAAAUCAGUAUCUUUCUAGAAAAGCUUUGGAAUAGGAGAGCUAUUCCACCCAGAAUGGAAGUGUGUCCUUACUGUAAGAAGCCAUUUAAACGAUUAAAAUCCCAUCUUCCGUACUGUAAGAUGAUAGGACCAGCUGUGCCUGCUGUUUGUCAGUCCAAGCCGGCUACCCUCGCACGUGCUAAAAAAAUCAAAGGGCCAAUCAGAGACUCAGUUAAAGCAAAAGAGAAAGGGUUAGGGACAGAUAGUAAGAAAAGAAAUCCUGAACUGAAAGGGGACAGAUCAGAACAACAGACAGUUAAGUCCUCUCCACGACUAUCUGUUGGUUUGGAAAAAACAAGUAAUACAAAGGCUGAUAAAGACUUCAAGAAUCAAAUUCAACCCUCCCUCAAAAUGCUAAAAAAUACUGAACAGAAGAUUACUUCCCAGGGAGAAACUACAGCUCAGUUUUCUGCAUCAGAAAACACCACUCCUAAAAAAGAGCUUGCCGAAGACUUGUCUAAAUCAGGGGAAAGCAGAAAUAACCCUUCAGAGACUGAAGCUUCUUUAGCUCUUGGCCCAAUGGAACCUUCUCUGUCAAAUCAAGAUAGGAAAUAUUCUUCAGCCUUUCCUAAUGAUGUACAAGCCACUUCUGCUGAUUUAAGAUUGGACAGAGUGGAUGCCCCAAGACAGAACCUUCUCAUAAAAUUACUAGAUAUGCCUCUGGGCGAUUAUCACAGUUCUCCCACGAAUCUCAAUUACGGGGUUGAAAGGGUAAGCACAUCAUCAAGCAGUGAGAGAGAUUCCAAGGCCGGGGAUCACCUCUUGGGAGUCUCUACUAGAGACUCCGGGACUUGGGAAAAGAACACAGAAUCACAAAUUGCAGCUUUUAAAGUUAGCCCGUUAGGUAAAGUCCAGGUCAAGGAGAACCAGGGAAAAGGACUUGACCUUGGAGCAGAGGCAUGUGGGAGCCAAGGAAAUGCAGAGAAAAGUGCAUUUGCAACAAAAAUGCAGGAGUGGGCUGCCGUGAGCGAUGAUUCAGUCAUGGAGAGGAAACCUCGAGGUGAAGGCCCCAAUUUAGAGUUGCUCACGCCAACGGGGACAAAUUGCAGUGAGCUUCUCUCUGUAUCACAGUCACGUAAUCAAAGUCUUGCCUCUCUGGCUAUGAAAUUUCUCCAAGAAGAGAAGGCAGAAGCCUGCAGCCGUAAUCAAGUCCCUGCUAUGAAGGCAUUGACAAAGAGUGAGGAACAAGCUUCUCUGACACCCAAGUCGGGCCGUCGGCCACCAGCAUCGCACCCCAGGGGCCAGCAUUCUGCACAUUCAACCCAUCAUCACGCUUCUAAAGGCCCCUUCACAGGUCAGAUCGGUGCCACCGACAGAAAGACCCUAUCCAGCUCCCUGGGGCUGGAGUGGUUUCCAGAGCUCUAUCCGGGUUAUCUUGGACUCGGGGUGUUGCCGGGGAAGCCUCCGCAUUGGGGCGCAUUGGCCCAGAAGCCUGCGCUCAUCAGUACCCAGGGGGGAAGCUGCUCCCAAGUUCCUUUGUUGGAAAGAAGUUCGACGGCGGUAAGAAGUUUGGAAGCCCCGGCCAGGCUCACAACCUCCAGCUUUUCUCUAAGGAGGCUCUUGGGAGCUGUCCAAACAGGCUGGAUCAGGUGUCGCACCACCGUGCAGAACAGAGGAGUCGGUGGCAUCGUGAUGCUCUUCACAGGGUGCUUCGUCCUUUGUUGUAGCUGGAGCUUCAAGCAUCUGAUGUGAAUGUCUGUGUAAACUGUCUUUGUGACCUUGAGCCAGUGACUUAACCUCUCUGUGCCUUGGUGUCCUCAUCUGGUGUUCGGCAGAGGUGCUUGGCAGCUGUACGUUGAGAGAGAGACAGCAGUCGACAGCCCCAGACCAGCUCCACCUUGACCCCAGGAAUGUGCCUGUGCACAUGAGCUGAGCAUCGAUUCUUAAAAUGAUGUGGGUGACUUUGAAAAAGCCGUCUGAAGUUUGUCCAGAUUCUGGAAUUAUUUGAUUACGUCCACAAAGUAACAGGGAAAGGUUUCCCUGUCUACGCAUUGCUGCCAUCUGAGGUAGGGAAAUCCUUGACGACCUUUUAUCGAGUCUUUUAAUGAUUUCUUAGUAAUGUUCAAAAUAGUUUGAGAGUUAAGGUCAGCUGAUAACUGAUUCUUUUCUUAGAUUCAGAUCUAAACAAACGCAGCAUGAUCCAGGGAUAUGCCUCUUGGCUCCAGUUCGCAAUAUUGUAAACUUGCCUUACGAGGAUGCAUUUGUUGUUCAUACUACGACGUAAGUUUGUUUGCACAGCCAGGCCCACCCAUUUAUGUGAUCUGGCAGAUUCCAGGCUUCCUUAGGAAGACUAGAGGUUCUUUUCAAAGCUGGAGUUGUCCAUGAGUGAGGCUCUGCUCCAUGCAAAGCCAGUGUGCUUCAGCCAGGAGAGAGGAGCUCGUGUCUCCACAAAGCCAGGAGAGAAGUCUGGAAUGCUCUUACCAUGCUGUUCCGUUUUAAACAGCCUCCUACAUUCUGUCUCUUAAAUUGUGCUCCACAUCUUCCCUGGCACUGGUGGGAGCUUCCCUGGGUAAACAGCAGUGCUCAGAUUCUGCUUCCAGGGCAGCCGCGUGCCUUCCCAAACACGGCUUCCAGCAAUGUGUGUAGAAACGCAGCCUGAGAAUUCCCAUCCACCCUGCAGGAGAGUUAACGGUGGUACCCAGGCUUCUCUCCAUCCUCGAAGAUUUACCGGGAAGGUUCGGUUACUGGAGGCUGCAAACAUUCACAGGCACGUCUGGACACCCUGCUGUAAUGCGCAU